AUGGGGAGCAGUCCAUGUGCGUGCGUCUCUGGUUUCGAAUUUCGCCGCGUGAAGUUCGCGAAGUACAAGCCGGAUGGCAAGUUCUACACCGUGAAGCCGCGAGCCGAGAGCGGAGCCGAAGGCAUUUCCACUCCCCUUUUUCCCCCGUUCAUGAAGAAGCACGAGAUCAUCAAGCUGAAGCUGAAGCAGGUGGAUCACAUCAACAACGAGAAGAGGCUCAUGGCGCAGAUCUCUUAUCCCUUCAUUGUCGACAUGCCAGCAUCCCAGUUCUCCGGAUGGGCUAUUGCAAAGAAGAUCAUUUUGUCUACAUUGCAGCUCGGCGAAGCUCGGCAGCAUGGGGCCUUUGUGGAGGGCGGCGUUUGCAAAGAUGAGCAGAGCAAGUUCUACGCCCUCCAGGUGCGAAGAUAG
Symbiodinium necroappetens is the source of this 408-nucleotide messenger RNA. The record is from the annotation of a GenBank genome assembly. NCBI's taxonomy places the organism in Eukaryota, Dinophyceae, Suessiales, Symbiodiniaceae.